Pocillopora damicornis (cauliflower coral) is the source of this 688-nucleotide messenger RNA. RefSeq lists its product as uncharacterized. The record is from RefSeq and is a predicted model, not a curated record. NCBI's taxonomy places the organism in Eukaryota, Metazoa, Cnidaria, Anthozoa, Scleractinia, Pocilloporidae. Gene Ontology annotation, molecular function: protein binding.
CUUCUCUAAAGGCAAUGGUUUCCUCCCCAGUUUGUGAUGAAGAGGAAAUUCUGACCUAGAUUCGUCUUGCCGCACAUUAUCGGUAGAUGAGAGCGAGAAUAGUCCACCUCAAUCUCAAGUGACGCCAGUGAUGCUAAAAAGAACUUCGAGCACGGGUUUUACUCCAAGCGUGGUGGCCGUGGAUCAAAGAGAAGAUGUCGAAGAUCCGAGAGACUGGGAUGUUCAGCGUGUCAAGGUCUGGGCAAAAGCGCUAUUUAAUGAUGAAGGCAUAGCUAGAAAAUUCGAGGAAGAAGAAAUCGAGGGGCGUACACUGCAGUCUGAACGCAUCUUGUCCGAUUCAUCGAUGGACAACCUUGGAUUAUCAACAAUUGGAAAGAAGGACAAAUUUGCCACUGCCGUCCAGGAUCUUUUCGGUAAAUUUAUCAAAGUCACAAUAAUGAUAAUACAAAAAGAAAAGAACCCGACAACAGAAGAUGUGACAAAGGACUCAUCAGUGAUCGUCAUUUCAGAUGAUGAUGAGGAGAUGAAAAAUGCAUCUAAUGAUCCCCCAAACAUAUUAAGUGCUACAAAAACACCGACAUUUCAGUUGACUCCUCCACCGGUGACAGUGGUAGCGAAAAGGACUUACCAGACAGCACCCUUACGAAAUCGAAGAGAAGAAAAAAAAGAAAAAGAAAGUAAGCUGUGA